Messenger RNA from Brassica rapa (field mustard), 2316 nucleotides. Its product is annotated as BTB/POZ domain-containing protein NPY3. The record is from RefSeq and is a predicted model, not a curated record. Gene Ontology annotation, molecular function: protein binding. Lineage: Eukaryota; Viridiplantae; Streptophyta; Magnoliopsida; Brassicales; Brassicaceae.
AUCUACACAUUUUAAUUUAUUUGUUUGGUAGAUUUGAAACUUGAACCACAUGUUUUGGUAUAUCUUGAAAAGACCAUAUUUCUAUAAAUGGGUCGAUCUUAUUAGAAAAAUUACCAGGUUUUGGAUAAUUCAUUUAUCACACAAAACAUAAUCUUUCUUUCUUUCCUUCUUUGGCAACUCUCCAUUGAUCUCCAUUGUUUUUCUUUAAUUUUAAUGCUUUUGUUAAUCAAGAAACCUGCUUUAUUCUUAAACCGGAUAUUCGUUCUUUUAUCUAGGGUUCUGGGUUUUUGUUUCUUCUUCCUUUGAUGCUUUCUGAACAUGAAAAAAAGAUUCUGUAUACAAAAACAGAACAUUGAAAAAAGAAACAGAGACUUUGGUAAUAAAGAAAUACGCGCAACGUGUCGGAUUUAUAAAUUCAGCUUAAGACAGAAGAGAAAUGAAGUUUAUGAAACUUGGAUCCAAACCGGAUUCAUUCCAAUCUGAAGAAGAUUGCAUAAGGUAUGUAGCAUCCGACUUAGCCACCGAUGUAGUUGUAAACGUUGGAGACGUGAAGUUCUAUCUCCACAAGUUUCCUCUUCUGUCCAAAAGCGCACGUCUUCAAAAACUAAUAGCCGCAACGAUCAACGAACAACAACAACAACAACAACCAGACGACGAAAUCUCCAUUCCCGACAUCCCGGGAGGACCACCAGCGUUCGAGAUAUGCGCCAAGUUCUGCUACGGCAUGACCGUGACCCUCAACGCGUACAGCGUCGUAGCCGCGCGUUGCGCGGCCGAGUACCUCGAGAUGUACGAGUCGGUCGAGACCGGGAACCUCGUUUACAAGAUCGAGGUGUUCUUGAACUCGAGCGUUUUGAGAAGCUGGAAAGACUCCAUCAUCGUCCUCCAGACGACGAGAGCGUUUCAUCCCUGGUCUCGAGAUGCGAAGAUCGAUGCAAGGUGUUUGGAGUCUAUCGCUUCGAAAGCUGCGGUGGAUCCAGCUAGAGUAGAUUGGUCUUAUACGUGUAACAGAAGAAAGGUUAACAGCAUCGGCGUGGUGCCUAGAGACUGGUGGGUGGAGGAUCUAACCGAGCUUAGUAUAGAUUUAUACGAGAGAGUUGUUUCGACUAUAAGAAGAAAAGGUGGUGUCUCCGGUGAGGUUAUAGGAGAAGCUCUCGAGGUAUACGCGGCGAAGAGAGUCCAGUUAGAUGAUCGUGACGUGGAGACGUUGAUCUCGUUGCUGCCUGGUGAGAAACAGAGUGUUUCUUGCGGGUUCUUGAUUAAACUUUUGAAAUCUUGUGGAGAAGACGUGAGGAAAGAGUUGAGUAAGAGGAUAGGAGAGAAGCUAGAGGAAGCCAAUGUGGAUGAUCUCUUGAUUAGAGCUUCCGAUGGAUGUGAAACGGUCUAUGACGUUGACAUUGUUGAGACGUUGAUCGAUGAGUUUGUUACGCAAACAGAGAAAAGAGACGAGGUUGGUCGUUCAGACAGCUCGGAAGCAGUUGUGGCAAAGCUAAUCGAUGGAUACUUGUCUGAAAUAGCGAGAAUCGAGCCGAAUCUAGAGCCUUUAAAGUUCAUUGCAAUUGCGGAAAAGGUUUCGAGUUUCCCGAGAUCGUCACACGAUGGAGUUUAUCGUGCCAUUGACAUGUUCUUGAAGGAGCAUCCAGGAACAACAAAGAGCGAGAAGAAAUCGAUAUGCAGAUUAAUGGAUUGCCGGAAACUAUCACCGGAAGCAUGCGCUCACGCGGUGCAAAACGAACGGUUACCUUUACGUGUCGUUGUGCAGAUACUCUUCUUCGAGCAGGUGCGAGCUACUGCGAAACCUUCUCUUCCACCUAGCGGCUCUCACGGGAGCUCGAGGACGACGACGGAAGAAGAGUGUGACUCAGUCACGGCCACGGAGGAGACAACGACGACGAGAGACAAGACAAGUGGUUCUGAGAAGACCAAGGCUAAAGGAGUUGUGAUGUCUCGGAUUUUCUCGAAGCUUUGGACUGGUAAAGACAGAGAUGGUGUCGGGGAUGUUAGUAGCUCAGAUACGUCUGGAAGUCCUGGCUCAGCUACCACCGUCGAUGAUAAAUCAACGCCGUCGACUCGCCGGAGAAGAUCAUCGUCUUGACUUUAGUCUUUUUUUUUGGUUUUCUUAAUUAGGCUUUCUAUUAAGCUAACUUGUUUUAGAUCAAAAUGGGUUUGGUAUAAAAUCACAGCCCAUUAAUAAUUAUAAGGCCAUCUAUUAAGGAUGAUAAUUCGGAAAAUCUUGUUAUCCUCGUUACGCAAAUUGCAGUCUUGCAUUUUCACACCCGUGUUUUAUUUUCGUUAAUGAAACUGAUAUUUGUAGAA